UAAGAUGAUUGACCUCAGUCUGUACCUGUAUAGAGGACAUAAUGGCGGUAAACCUCGGUCUAUAGUAACACCCAAUGCUCUGACCUGUUUCGGUUUGGUAUAAUGUACCAAAUUCAUGGUGUGUGUUUAGAUAUUGGCUGUAAUAUGUGUCAAAUUAUUCUAGCUUUGCACUGUUUGUCUUUAUGUAUCUAUUUGUGUUUUGUAGAGAGUUUAUUUCACUGUAGGAUAAUAAUAGAUCGAGCAACGUACAUUGUUUGCUCAUUAUUUAAUCAUAAUGGAGAAUGAGUCAAUGAAUGGAACUGCAGAUUCUGACAAACUCGACACAUCCAGGUCAUCGGCAAGUGAGGAUUCAACAAAGAGUCCAAGAGCUAAAGUUCCUUAUGCUUUGCACUUAGAUUUGAAUAAUAAAGAAAAUGAGAAAGGGGACAGCAGCAGCAGUAGUAAGAGUAAACAGCCUACUACACCGAAUUCUCGAACGUCCAGCACGUCUGCGACAUCUGGCCAAAACAAAAGUGCAACAAAGAAACCACAGACUCCUACCGAUACUGGAACCCAUGUUCUAAGAGCCCCAUAUGCACAACCAGUGUUAGAUGCUUCUAAACUUAACACAAGUGGGGGAGGAGAAGGCGCGAAAAAAUCAUCAUCAAUAGAAGAACGUCUCGCUUCAGCGAGAGAAAGGAGGAUGCAACAACAAAAACAAUUAGUAUUUGGGAGUAAUGAUCAAGAAAAUCCAGAAUUGGAUUUAAAAUUGCGUCGUGAUCGUGAAAACCAAGCACACAUGAAGUGGUUGCAGGGACAAGAAGAAAAGAGAAGGAAGAUCGAAGAAAAUAAAAUGAAAGAUGACCAACACAGGAGGGAGGUAGAGAUGAGAAAGAAACAACAAUUGGACGAGGAUAAGAAAAAAGCGGAAGCAAAGAUCGCAAAAACUGAACAUGUUUAUGAAGUGAAAAUGAGACAUAAACGAAGUUCUUCGUCAGACAGAGGAAAUAAAAGAUGGUCGUGGGGAGGAGGGAAGGCACAGCAACGUCCCAGGUCAAUGCAUGCGAGUCAUUUUGAUGUUUCACAACUUGGCAGAUUCUUUGAUGACAAUGCCACUGAUCAGAUGAAGACCGGUUCAAUGACCAAUCUCGCAUCACCAUCGUCUUCCAAGCCACAGAGUGACAGGUUUUCUAAGAGCCCUCUGCUCAUCAACACAACCCACAUGAACUUUGCUAUGGGUCUCAGAUCUUAUGAACCCCAUGCUGGGGCUGGGAGGGGAGUCUCACCCGAUUCACCACGUAUACGGCGUUCUAAUUCUCUUGGAGCAAGACCAAAACCAGCGGUAAAAGGGCCACCAUCAAGGACCUCAAGCGUGGAGAAUAUUGCCUUAAAAAAAGAUGAAACCCCACAUUUGCAACCAGCCCCAACAUCCAGCAAAGCCCCCAUUAUGAGGGGUCGUUCACCCACUCCUAAAGUGACCCUGACAACGACUGCAAAAAUUCGUGAACAACUUGCGAAGAACCAGAAAGCGACUGCAGCAGGUCGGCCAAUAUCGACACCAGGGCUCACAGAACCAGUCACUAUCAGUCCGCGUCUACUUGCACCCACACGGGCCUCUCUAGCGCGCUCUAGGAAUGCAAUUAAUGACUUGGAUGACAGUGCUUCGCAAUCAUCCAACACUUCUGGAGGUCACGGUCCAAUGAGAAGCCGAAGUAAAGACAGAAGAACUAAAGACAAAAUGCCGGCACGGUCUGAUUCUGGCAGCUCAUCUCCUUUAGUAGAAACAGCAAAAUCAUCUCCAUCCAUGCGUAAACCUACACCUGAACGUAAAGCCACUCCUACUCGAGGCUCCUCACCGAUGCUGCCCGGUAAGCGAGCAGCUUCCCCAGCUCAAAAUCGUUCAUCCAGUGCAACAAAUGCCGCUGAAACAAAGAAAACUGCCACACCAGAAAAUAGGACCCAAAAAAGAGGGAAUUCACCAGCAUCUAGGCGUACUGCACCAUCUCCUGCACGAAAACCCAAAACUUCCACGCCAUCUUCCGAUUCACCACAAACUACACCACAGAGAUCAACAAGAGGGGCUUCCCCCUCCCCAGCAAGUGGAUUAAAAACAAAAAGCAAAGUUGACACUCCUAAAUCAACUUCUCCAAAUAUCAAACCUUCUCUUCGUGCAACGAAUUCAACUCAGAUAAAAACAACCAGAUCUUCUCCUGCAAAUAAAACUUCAUCGGCAGCAAAAACAACUAAAACUCAGAAGCCAGCAACACCAAAACCCAAAACGCCAGAUACUCCAAAACAGACUGAAAAACCGAAAGAAACUCCAAAAGAACCACAGAAAACACCAGAAACUUCUCAAGAUAGUGGUUUCACGGACGCUUCGAAACCAUCACAGGAGGGAGCAUCAAUACCCAAUAGUGUGGGAGCUACUCUGUCCGUCUCGACAAGCGGAGAAAUCCCGAAAAGCCUCAGCAACACAUCACAGGGGGUUUCGGAAAUCCCCAGCCUGUCUGAGACUGUAGAAAAAGGAGAUACAGUGGAGCCUGUCUCCCAGGAAAAAGUGGGGGGUGAUGUGCCCGAAAAAACUGAAAAUAUUGAACAAUCUAAUCAGGAACUGUUACUAGGUGUUAGUAUAACCCCAGAAAGCGUAAAAUUGCCCCAUGGUCAGUCAACCGUGGAGAAUGACCUUCAACCCCAACUGAAUAUUGAAGUGAACAAUGAAUUUACUUCCCAAGACGUAACCAAUGAAGUCAAACCAAAUGUGGAAUCUACGAUAGAGAAUGACAUGUCGCCCAAAACCCAAUCACCCAUGAACAAUGACCUUUCACCCCAAGUACAUUCAAACAUUGUUCCCGACCCCUUACAGGACUUCAAUUUACUCUCUGAAAACAACCUUCCACUCCAAGUUAACUCAACCAUGACCAAUGACCUUUCAACUCUAGUUGACAACAAUGAAAACCAGCAAGAUACUGAUUCAUUAGAAGGGGAAUCCCCUUCGAAGGAGGAGGAAACCUUCAAAAUUGAAUCUGGAACUAAAGAGCAGCUACAAGCGACUACUAAGACUUACGAACCUGAACCAGAAAUACUGGAAGAAGCUGGUAAUGUGGACAAUACUUUAGAUUCUGAAAAAGAAAUAAAAGAUACGAUAGACAAUGCUGAAAGUGGCGAACAAAAAGUUACUGAUUUGCAGAAAAAUGAGGAAAUUGGGGAUUUAUCACAGACUACUGCUAUAUCUACUCCUAUUACUUUAAAUGUAGUAGAUACAGCAGUGACUGAGGAACAGCCAGACAGUCUCGAAGCUCAGGAUGUCAUAAAUGACUUAACAACACAGGAAGAGAAUCUCAUUGACACGAUCCCAGAAAACAGAGAUUCGUUACUUGAUUCGUUUAAAACGGUUGAACCGCAGGAUCCAAGAGCCGUAUCACCGACCGAUUCUCUGGAAGACUUCGAGCCUGAGCCAGAGUUACCAGAAAACACUCAAGAACAGUCGGUUGAGUAUCUUCCUCCAGAUCAUUUUGACUCCGAAAGUAGUGACAGUGAGAGCGAAGAGCAAGUUUCGGUGAAAGAGAAUAUCGUUGAGAUAGAAGAACCAACGGAGAAAGAUACAGAACAUGAGGAAAUUCCUGAAGAUAUUACAGAUAAAGUACAAACUACUGAUGUUUCUCCUGAGCCAUCGGAAUCGCAAGAACAAGAGAGAAAAGAAGAUGAAAUUUCUCUGCAGAAAGAAGAGGAGGAACCAAUGGAAAAACCAACAGAGCAAGAUGAAUCUAUAACUGUAUUGGAACAAAAAGAAGUGAUUCCUCCAAUUGACACACAAGAAAUAGCUCAAGUCACAGAGCCUGAAGAGGUCAAGGUCACAGAAAACAAGGAAGUUCCUGAUAGUCAACCAAUUGCAGACAUCACUACCGUUAAGACAGAUAAUAAGCAGGAACAACCUAAGGAGGAAAUUGAAUCUAAUGAGAAAACUUCCGAGGAAAAAGAUCAGUCUCAGGAAAAAACUUUGGAGCCAGCGCAGCAAAAUUCUGAUGGAGAUUCCCCUCCCACAUCUGAGUCUGCUCCUGCUGAAAGGAAAAGCAUGCCAAGGAAAGCACUUGAGACUGAAGCAGAUAAAGAAGCAUAUCGGCAAGCAAUCGCUGAAAAAAGGAGAGAAUUGAAAGAGAAAAAAGAGCAGGAAGAGAGAGAACGUCAAGAAAGAAUAAGGUUAGCGAAGAUAGAAUCUCAAAAACGAGAAGAAGAAGCUCGAAAAAUGUUUGAAGAAGCGGCCGCUGAAGCGGAACGAGAGAAGAAAGAGGAAGAGGAGAGAGCAAAGAGGAUGAUUGAAGAUGAGAAACGUAGAGAGGAAGAAGCAAUAGCACGGAAAGAAGCAGAAAAGAAGGAAGCAGCAGAGAAAGUAAAACGAGACAGGGAAGCUCAGAAACAGAAACAAGAAGAUGAGAGAUUGGCUAGGAAAAAGAGAUUGGAAAUGAUAAUGAGGAGAACUCGUCAACCAGACGCUACAGACUCCAACAAGUCCCAAACAGAUGGGUCUAUAUCACCAGCAGGGACCCCUUCACCCCAACAUACCCCCACUAUUCAGUCCCCGGCAUCUGGAAGAUCACCCCAGACCCAGAGCCCUGUAGGAGGAAAGUCCCCAAUCACUGCAACAACACCAGAAAGAUCGGUGUCACCUGCUGUGGCAGCUAUUAUAAAUCGAAGCAGCAACAAUAACUCACCAACCACAACUGUGACAUCACAAUCAAACAGUGAUUCAGCAGACAACAAUUCAUCCAAUGAACAGACUUUAUUAAAUUUUUCAAAUUCAACUUCAAAUUAUGAUUCUGGGGUUGAAUUAUUAAAAAUUGGCGCUGGAUUGGAUUCAAUGUCACUCGAUUUUGAGAAACCGAAACCUAUUGAAGCGUUUACAACGGUUAAACCUAUUUCUAAUGGAAUGAAAAGUGAGGAGGCCCAGAAUCAUAAUAAUAUGGAUCCAUUCAACAUAUUCACUAAUGGUAGCAUGGACCUGCAGCAGCAGACAACAAUGCAAGUCAGCAAUGGAAACCAAGAUUUGCUUGCAAGUAAUAAUGACAAUAUGAAGAUAUCCACAGAACCUCUUGUUCCAACUGAAAUAUAAACCGGAUAUAACUGGUUUCAUCUGGUUCUGUCAAGACUUGGUUUUAAAUGCGAUCAGAACCUCUCGUUCCAACUGAAAUAUAAACCGGAUAUAACUGGUUUUAUCUGGUUCUUUCAAGACUUGGUUUUAAAUGCGAUCAGAACCCCUUGUUCCAACUGGAAUAUAAACCGGAUAUAACUGGUUUUGGUAAGACUGUUGGUUUCAAAAUAGAGUCUACUGAAUUAGCGCCUCAAAUUUAACCUUUUGACCAGAUUCAUAUGGUUUAAACUGGUUUGUACUGGAAUGAGCUUGUUUAUUCUUAAAUAACUCCAGUUCCAGUAAUAUCUCUGCUAGGCUCCAUAUGCAGAAUUACUGGAUUAAACUGGUUUUAGCUAGUCUGAAUUACAACAGACCAGAUAAUGGCUUCUUUGUGAUCCAACAUAAGCAAAAAUCCCAUUUUAUAGUGAGCAGAAGUUUGGGUUAUGUGUUAUAUAUAUUUUCAGUAUGACUAAUCUAAUUUAUUAACAUGCACUAUGCUUUUGAUAUGCGUGACUAAUUCCAGAUGCAACUGCUUUUGACCGGUUAUGACUGCCCAAAUCCGGUUCCAGCUCAUUGCUUGCUUGCUUUAUUGUCAAUUUAUAGAAAAUGAUAUAUUGUUGUUAUUUUAUGUUCCUUGAUUUUUUGUGUGUUUUAUUAUUUCAAAAUCAUUGAAAAUAUGCUAUAUAGUGAUGUCAUAAAUUAUAUUUAUUAUGUGAUAGUGCUAGAACAUUUUGAAAUCAAAUUAUGCCCUGAAUUGUUUUCCAAAAAUGGCUGUACGUACAGGUGCUAUGCUCUCAUGUUUCAAAAUUCAUUUUCAUUUCGAAAAAAUUAAAUUGAACAUAAAAGGGUUGUAAUUAGGCGCUCCAGAAUUGUGUGUACCAAUAUGGAGGCAACUAAUUUUGUUCACCUACUUUACAUCAAGCUG
Molecule: messenger RNA, 6029 nt
Organism: Styela clava
Lineage: Eukaryota; Metazoa; Chordata; Ascidiacea; Stolidobranchia; Styelidae
Biological process (GO): microtubule cytoskeleton organization
Cellular component (GO): microtubule cytoskeleton
Source: RefSeq, a predicted model, not a curated record